This is a messenger RNA of Microcebus murinus (gray mouse lemur), 3774 nucleotides long. It is a transcript of the gene GARNL3, whose product is annotated as GTPase activating Rap/RanGAP domain like 3. Gene Ontology annotation, biological process: regulation of small GTPase mediated signal transduction. The record is from RefSeq and is a predicted model, not a curated record. NCBI's taxonomy places the organism in Eukaryota, Metazoa, Chordata, Mammalia, Primates, Cheirogaleidae. Gene Ontology annotation, molecular function: GTPase activator activity.
GGGCACCCCUCCCACUGUAGCCCUCAGUAUGUACAGUGAUGGCAGUCUCCUCUAGGAGGGUUUUCAAAAUGGGCUAAGAAAAUGGGCAUAGAGGACAUACUUAACACAAACUAGAAUAGACAAGGGAGGGAAGUUUUUAAUUCUCCUUCAGAGAUUUGGGGGUAGAAAAACAUGUCACUAGAAGCAGGAAAGUAGCCUGGGUAAUAUCUGGGCCACCCUUCUGAACUGCGUGAGUUGAUUUUCAGCUAAGGGAGGGAGGACUACAAAAGGUUAAAUUUCUCAUAUAAGAUUAAUUCAGCCAUCUCUGUGAAAUGGUGGAAGCAGAAUACCAUUAGACUCUCUAAUCUCAUUUCUCUCAUGCUGUCUUUCUUGGAGCCUGUCAAACAGGGUCCUGGCAGAGAGUCAGUUCUGUGGUUGCUAAACAUCAGAGUCAGUCUCUUUCUGAAUGUGCCAGGAGGCUGUAAUUUAGAAAAUGUAGCCUACCUUUUAAGGAAGGAUGAAAAGCUCUGUCUCGGAAGACCUAGGCUGUAGACGUGGGGAUUUCAGUAGGAAACAUUAUGGAUCUGUGGAGCUGCUUAUUUCCAGUGAUGCUGAUGGAGCCAUCCAAAGGGCGGGAAGAUUCAGAGUGGAAAAUGGCUCUUCAGAUGAGAGUGCAACUGCUCUGCCAGGUACUUGGCGAAGAACAGACGUGCACUUAGAGAACCCGGAAUACCACACCAGAUGGUAUUUCAAGUAUUUUUUAGGACAAGUCCAUCAGAAUUACAUUGGAAAUGAUGCAGAGAAGAGCCCCUUCUUCUUGUCCGUGACCCUAUCUGACCAAAACAAUCAGCGUGUCCCUCAAUACCGUGCAAUUCUUUGGAGGAAAACAGGUACUCAGAAAAUAUGCCUUCCCUACAGUCCCACAAAAACGCUUUCUGUGAAGUCCAUCUUAAGUGCCAUGAAUCUGGAAAAAUUUGAAAAAGGUCCCAGGGAGAUUUUUCAUCCUGAAAUACAAAAGGACUUGCUGGUUCUUGAAGAACAAGAGGGCUCUGUGAAUUUCAAGUUUGGAGUUCUUUUUGCCAAAGACGGUCAGCUCACUGAUGAUGAGAUGUUCAGCAAUGAAAUUGGAAGUGAAGCUUUUCAAAAAUUUUUAAAUCUCCUGGGUGACACAAUCACCCUAAAGGGCUGGACAGGCUACCGUGGCGGUCUGGACACCAAAAAUGACACCACAGGGAUACAUUCAGUUUAUACUGUAUACCAAGGGCAUGAGAUCAUGUUUCAUGUUUCUACCAUGUUGCCAUAUUCCAAAGAGAACAAGCAGCAGGUGGAAAGGAAGCGCCACAUUGGAAACGAUAUCGUCACCAUCGUGUUCCAGGAAGGAGAGGAAUCUUCUCCUGCCUUUAAGCCUUCCAUGAUCCGCUCCCAUUUUACACAUAUUUUUGCCUUAGUGAGGUACGACCAACAAAAUGACAAUUACAGGCUGAAAAUAUUUUCAGAAGAAAGUGUACCACUCUUUGGCCCACCCUUGCCAUCCCCACCGGUGUUUACAGACCACCAGGAAUUCAGGGACUUUUUGCUAGUGAAAUUAAUUAAUGGUGAAAAAGCCACUUUGGAAACCCCAACAUUUGCCCAGAAACGUCGGCGUACACUAGAUAUGUUGAUUCGAUCUUUAUACCAGGAUUUGAUGCCGGAUUUGCAUAAGAACAUGCUUAAUAGACGAUCUUUUAGUGAUGUCUUGCCGGAGUCGCCCAAGUCAGCACGGAAGAAAGAGGAGGCCCGCCAGGCAGAGUUUGUUAGAAUAGGGCAGGCACUAAAACUGAAAUCCAUUGUGAGAGGUGAUGCUCCAUCAAGCUUGGCAGCUUCAGGGAUCUGUAAAAAAGAGCCUUGGGAGCCCCAGUGUUUCUGCAGUAAUUUCCCUCACGAAGCCGUGUGUGCAGAUCCCUGGGGCCAGGCCUUGCUGGUUUCCACUGAUGCUGGCGUCUUGCUAGUGGAUGAUGACCUUCCGUCAGUGCCCGUGUUUGACAGAACACUGCCAGUGAAGCAGAUGCAUGUGCUGGAGACUCUGGACCUUCUGGUUCUCAGAGCAGACAAAGGAAAAGAUGCCCGCCUCUUUGUCUUCAGGUUGAGUGCUCUGCAAAAGGGCCUGGAGGGGAAACAGGCUGGGAAGAGCAGAUCUGACUGCAGAGAAAACAAGCUGGAGAAAACAAAAGGCUGCCACCUGUAUGCGAUUAACACUCACCACAGCAGAGAGCUGAGGGUUGUGGUCGCAAUUCGGAAUAAACUGCUUCUGAUCACAAGGAAACACAAGCCAAGUGGAGGAACCAGCAUCUCGUUGUUGUCUCCCGUGUCGGAGUCACCUGUUGAAGAAUUCCAGUACAUCAGGGAGAUCUGUCUGUCCGACUCCCCUGCCGUGAUGACCUUAGUGGAUGGGCCAACCGAGGAGAGUGACAACCUCAUCUGUGUGGCUUAUCGACACCAAUUCGACAUGGUGAACGAGAGCACAGGAGAGGCCUUCAGGCUGCACCACGUGGAGGCCAACAGGGUUAAUUUUGUUGCAGCUAUUGAUGUGUACGAAGAUGGAGAAGCUGGUCUGCUACUGUGUUACAACUACAGUUGCAUCUAUAAAAAGGUUUGCCCAUUUAAUGGUGGCUCUUUUUUGGUUCAACCCUCUGCGUCAGAUUUCCAGUUCUGUUGGAACCAGGCUCCUUAUGCGAUUGUCUGUGCUUUCCCCACCUCUUGGCCUUCACUACCGACUCCAUGGAGAUCCGCCUGUGGUGAACGGGAACCUGGGUCCACACCGCAGUGUGCCCAGCUGCAGCUCGUGGCCUCCAGGUCGGAUAUAUACUUCACGGCAGCCGCGGCCGUGCAUGAGAACUCAUCUGGAGGCAGCUCCAAAGGGACCAGUGCCCGUAAUUCUCCUCAGACACCUCCGGGCCGAGAUACUCCAGUAUUUCCUUCUUCCCUGGGGGAAGGUGAAAUUCAGUCCAAAAAUUUGUACAAGAUUCCACUUAGAAAUCUCGUUGGCAGAAGCAUCGAGCGACCCUUGAAGUCGCCGUUAGUCUCCAAGGUCAUCACCCCACCCACAGCCAUUGGAGUGGGCCUCGCUGCCAUUCCUGUCACACAUUCCUUGUCCCUGUCUCGCAUGGAGAUCAAAGAGAUAGCAAGCAGGACACGCAGGGAACUGCUGGGCCUCUUGGAUGAAGGUGGAUCCAGGUCAGAAGGAGCGCCAAAAGCCAAACCAAAAACACGGAAGCGGUUAGAAGAAAGCGAAGGAGGCCCCAAGCCAGGGGCAGUGAGGUCAACCAGUAGUGACAGGAUCCCAUCAGGCUCCUUGGAAAGUCCUUCUACUUCUGAAACCAAUCCCGAGGGGCGUGACCACUCAACCAGCUCUGACCAGGACCCUGCAGCAGACAGAGAGGGCAGCCCAGUCCCGGGCAGCAGUCCCUUUCAGCUCCCAGCAUCCUCAGAUGAAGACAUUAUUGACUUGAAGUAACGGAGUCCGAAUCUCGUUUGCCAUUGUUCAUUUUCUUAUAAAGAUUUAUACUCUUUAAACAGUUCCCACAUCACUUCUCAACAAAAUAUGGCUUUUAGCCUGUCAGUGAUCUAUUGGACCAAACCUUCUGCACCCUUGGCCAGUUUGGGUCACUCUCCAAUGUCCGGUGCCAUGUUUCUUGACCUUUGUUUCUUUCUGUUCAGGAACCAUCAGUCCCCUUGUAAUAAAGGUGGUAGAUUUCAUUGAGGUUUUAGAUUGAAACUUUGAAUAAAUCAAAAAUGUUCAUUCUUAAUUUACUGCAA